Phalacrocorax carbo (great cormorant) is the source of this 3652-nucleotide messenger RNA. The record is from RefSeq and is a predicted model, not a curated record. Lineage: Eukaryota; Metazoa; Chordata; Aves; Suliformes; Phalacrocoracidae.
GGCGGGGCCUGCCUUGGCGUCGAUUUGCCGCCCGGGAGGCCCCGGGGUUUAGUGGGGAGCCAUGGCGCAGCGGAGGGCGGCGGAGCGCGGGCCUUGCCAAGCGGCGGAGAGCGCCAGGCAUCAGAGGCAGCUUCUAGAAGGGAAAGCUCAGGCAGAAGGUGGAUCAGCUCGGACAUCACUUCUUAUUUUAGUGUCAAUCUUCUUAUCAGCUGCUUUCCUUAUGUUCCUGGUAUAUAAAAAUUUCCCGCAACUUAGUGAAGAAGAAAGAGAAUAUAUAAAGGUUCCUAGAGAUAUGGGUGACGCAAAGGCCUUGGGAAAAGUCCUGUCCAAAUAUAAGGACACAUUUUAUGUUCAAGUAUUAGUGGCUUAUUUUGCCACAUAUGUUUUCUUGCAAACAUUUGCUAUCCCUGGGUCUAUAUUUCUCAGUAUCCUUUCAGGGUUUCUUUAUCCCUUUCCACUGGCCUUAUUUCUUGUUUGUCUGUGCUCAGGACUUGGAGCAUCAUUCUGCUAUAUGCUUUCAUACCUAGUGGGACGUCCUGUUGUAUACAGAUAUUUAACAGAAAAAGCAGUAAAAUGGUCAGAACAGGUUGAACGACACAGAGAACACCUCAUUAACUACAUAAUAUUUUUGAGAAUAACACCUUUUCUUCCCAACUGGUUUAUCAAUAUAACGUCUCCUGUAAUUAAUGUGCCAUUGAAAGUAUUUUUCAUUGGCACUUUUCUAGGUGUGGCACCGCCAUCUUUUGUAGCCAUUAAGGCAGGAACAACGCUGUACCAACUUACAACAGCAGGGGAAGCUGUUUCCUGGAACUCUGUUUUUGUUCUCAUGAUUCUAGCCAUCCUCUCCAUCUUACCAGCUGUCUUCCAGAAGAAACUAAAACAGAAGUUUGAAUAAGGAUCAAACUGGACCAGAAUUUCUCAUUCUUCAUCUCAGGAUCAGCACUUCUGAUACUUGUAUAUUUGCUUUUCUAUUGGAUCUUAAGCAGUUGAAGGGGAGGCUUGUAAUUGAUAAGAAUGUCUUUAAAUGAACACAUGGCCUAAAUAGAAGGAACUGUGUUCAGAAACGUACUGCAUCUAGUUUUGUAACCAAACCAUCAGUGUUUUACUUUGGGAGGGGGCUGUGGGGCCCUCAGGAUGAGGGAAGUGAAAACACAGAUGUAACAUUUUGCUCUGAUUAUCUGCAGAGCAAAAAUUGUAGUGUAGACAUAUACUACAGAUAAUGCUUUCUAACCCUUAAUUAUUCAGUCCAACUUUGUAAUGUUCUCUGUGGGCUUGCAUGUGACAUGGUCUGAGUACAUUUCCCAUCAACAAUAUUUUUUUCUGUUUGGAGUUCCAAAAUACGAGCAUAAUAUAAUAAUGGUGCUCACUCAAACAAAGGUUUUUUUGCAGUACUUUAACUACACUGAUAUUCUCAUCCUGAUUGUUUACUUCUAUUUAUUAGCGCUGUGUGGAUUUAAAUACUUGAACCUACAUCUGCUUUACUAACUGGAUUAACAAAGGCUAAGUGUCACAUCAUUCCCUCUUGUCCUCUGUAAAGUUUUAUACUGGGCGAGGAUAUAGGAAGGGAGAGAGCAGGUUAGAAUUUUUAUUGUGGCUGGCUGAUGAUUUUGGAGCUCUAAUUUUAAUUUUUGAAUGUUGAUUAUUUUGCCAAUAUUUCACUUGCAUAUAUUUAUCCUGCCAAUUUAAGAAAAUGAUCGUAUGAUUAUAUAAAAGUCUCAGUUCUCAAGUGAUUUUAAAAAUGUAUAACUUUAAGCAGUGUAAUAUUGCCAUUUCUCAAGCUAUAUGUAAAGAGUAUAAAAUUUUCUGUUGCAGCUCCAUUAGCUAGAAAUGUCAGGUACACAAACUGGUGCGGAGCUGAUUCUAAAUAAUGUUCAAAGCAUCACGUAACAGAAGGCUCAUGUGUCAGUAUAUAUAAAAUUGAAAGGAUGAUUCCAUUGUCUGGUAAGUCAGGAACUGGCAAUGGGCAACCAGCUGUGAUUCACCUUUAAGUAAAAGUAUAUCUAUUCACUCAAUAAGGUAUAUGAUACCUCCCCUUGUAUACUUAAAACUGUUGUAGUUUGUUGUACUGUCAGUGGAAUCCCAUAAAAUGAGGCCCUGAUCAGCAAGGAACGGGGGGCAUAUUUAAGUUUUAUCCUGCUGAAACCAAUGCUGCUUAUAUGCUUUAAGUUUGUGCCCUGAAAUAUCUUGCUGAAAUGGGAGUUGACACAUUAGCCUGUGCUCCAGUUUAAGGGUUUAUUUGUCCGUAUCCUCAUGUUAACUCAUUGUAUGAUAGAUCAUUUGAGAUGUAAGAGAACAUAAAUGUGAUGAUGUGAAAGGUACUGGUACCUUUAAAGAGUUUUCUUCUUUUUGUAACAUAAUGUUAAUUGACUCCUUUGUUUCAUCACAGUAUUACAUGUAAAUUAUAUAGUAAAUAUUACUGAUAUGCUGUUUGUCUUUCAUUUAAAUCUGGGCUGCACAGUAAAUGGUAUUUCUUACGUAGGUAUAUAAAGGAAUUCAUAUCACUUCUGUUUGCAAGUUUAUGCUAAGAUCAUUUAGCUUCAGCAGUUGUUAUUUAGAAUUUACUCUAAAAGUGUACUUUAUUGGCAUUUAAAACUGAACAGUGAUUAUUUUAAUUGCUGCAGUUCUAAUCUCAGAGGUGAUAUACCCAGGGGACUUAUUCCAUAGUAAACUUCAGUGUGAAUUUAGCUGUUGUGAGCAAGUGUCCCCUGGGCUGUUGGGUGUGAAGCUGCUGUAGAUUUACAGCUUGCUGUUUUACAUAGUUAAUUUUUCAUGCAGAUGGAAUCUCAGAAUAAAUUACCUACUACUUAUUGUGCAGUGGCUUUUCUCAAAACUUCUCAGUUUCUGGUCGAUAACAUACUGUUGUAAAGUCCCUUCUAUUCUGUGUAAAGCCAAUACUUUGGUGGAACCUUGACACUAGAGAAGGAACUGAACUAUGUUUUAAUUUAAUGUGAAUCGUGCUAUCACUUAACAUUUUCACUGCAUUAUAUUUCACUGUGUGGAUGGGAUCAGGCUACGUUAAUUGAAAAUCUGUUGUUUCAGCCAUAGACUGGGUUCCCAUCACAGUAGCUAAAAGCCUUAAGACCUUAAGAAGGUUGAAAAUAUGUUUCUUUCCCUUUGUAAAACCUUAGUGGUUUUUAAAUGUGUCACUUCAGCUGCUGAUGGCCUCAGCCGGUUUCCUGCCCUAUGAGGGCUGCUUCUGAGGGCUAUGGAGAGUAAGGAAGGCCUCAUGAAAAAGGCAAAAAAGCCCUGUGCUGUAGAAUGCUGUGCUAGCCUACCCUUGCCUUUUGGGAAUGCAGCAAGUGAUCCAAGAGAUAGCCAUAACGUUUUAACAGAAAAACAGUGUCUACCAUGAAACAAAGUGAGAAAUCAGGAAGAUAGAGAUUUGGAUUUUUAAUUGCAAGGAGUUUUGAGCUGUUAGGUGACCUGUUUAUCUUUUGGAUUUUUUUUGUGAUACCUGUGUGACAUCAUUACUAAAUGUCUCUUGCCAUUUGGUAAUAAAGCUAUUAUACAAAAUAAGAAACAUUGUAUGUUUGAGUACAAUGAAGCAUGCUGAACUUCCCACUAAGCUUAAUUUUUAUUAAUCUGUUUAAAAGGGAUAAGUUCUUCUUAAAUGGUAUUUUUAAUGACUAAUUAAAAAUUAAACUGAACUGAC